AUGAGAAGUCUUCUUGCUGUUCUCGUUGUUAUUCUGGCUCUUAUAAAUGCGACGAAUGCUCAAUGGGGCUUCGGUGGAAUGCCAAUGGGUGGUAUGGGCAUGGGCGGUAUGGGAAUGAUGGGCGGUGGUCCGUACGGUGGAAUGGGUGGUGGACCAUAUGGUGGCAUGGGAGGCGGAUACGGUGGAGGCGGUGGAUGGGGUCGACGACGAAUGAUGGGAGGAAUGAUGAAUCCGUAUAUGGGAAUGAUGUAUGGAAGAUGA
Caenorhabditis remanei is the source of this 261-nucleotide messenger RNA. RefSeq lists its product as uncharacterized. Lineage: Eukaryota; Metazoa; Nematoda; Chromadorea; Rhabditida; Rhabditidae. Bases 1 to 261 code for a protein of 86 amino acids. The record is from RefSeq and is a predicted model, not a curated record. The transcript is spliced from 2 exons.